GAAGGUAAGUGGGAAGGAUGCAUUAGUCAUGAAAUAAAGAAGUUGAUCUGGAAAACUCUACUGGACGGAGUGAUACGGCUAAAGAAAGUUACUAGUGGAAACUGAAGCUAUACCGAAACAUACUAAAAUGACACACAAAUUUUUAGAAUUCAACCUUCCUAUGAUGUUAUGAUGUACUUACUUUUUUUUUUUUUACUUUCCCAGGAGACAGUGAAAACAGCUAAGAGCAAAAGGGUAUACUUGUUUAUUUAUUCGUUCCCAAUCUAGGCCCUUAUUGCAAAUCUUGUAAAAAGCUGCUUUGAGUGUGUGAGCUAGAAAGGGGAUCCCGAGGCUGAUUUGGAAAAGAAAUAGGGGAGCUUUGGUUCUGCAAUGCUGAUACCACCUCAGCAGCCCUCCCAUCUCACGGUCUGAGAACCAUCCUUCUGAUUUCCACCUUCCUUUGUGGUAAAUUGUGAACCAACUCUCUUAUCUCAACAAUCAGUUUAACAAAGUUGUCUGUAAAAGUAGGACUAGCUUGAGCCCAGCAACCACAUCAUAAAAAUUGGGGGAUGAUGAGGUGGAAAUAGUUCUCUAUAAAUAUUUUUGCAUAUCUACAUAUCUACCAGAAAUAGUUUACUUGGUCUACACACAAAUUAUAUAUACAUUUGCUCUUUGCAAAAUCAAGCUGUCAAAAACUCUUGUUAUACACACACACCAAAAAAUCUAAACCUCAGUAUUUUCUGAGACUGUUCAAAACCCUCUUUUGUUCUUCUCUCUCAAGAUCCUAACAGAAGAUUCUGCAGGAACACGGAGGCCUUGGUCUCUUCUUUGUCCGUCUGUUUCAUGUUGGUCCUGAUUUCCCAAACUUACUCAUCGGGAGCCCAUUCAGGAUCAAAUUUGUCUGAAUGUAAAUUUCUAAAAGUAGCCACUGGAACAACAUGGACACAGGAGAUAGUGGAAUUAAUACAAAAUGAAGGUGAUGUAGAGAAAAGUAAACGGGCACCAACUCAUCAACGAUUUCCUUUCCUCGAAUGGAAAAUCCCAUCCUUAGGAUCUGGUUUGGAACAAGCUCAGGCAAUGCCCUCACCACGGAUCCUGAAAACACAUCUUCCUUUUCACUUGUUGCCACCAUCCUUCCUAGAGAAAAACUGUAAGAUAAUCUAUGUAGCAAGAAAUCCCAAGGACAACAUGGUGUCCUAUUACCAUUUCCAAAGAAUGAAUAAAGCACUUCCUGAUCCAGGAACAUGGGAAGAGUAUUUUGAGACUUUUCUGGCUGGGAAAGUGUGCUGGGGCUCCUGGCAUGAACAUGUGAAAGGAUGGUGGGAAGCCAAAGACAAACACCGUAUUCUCUAUCUCUUCUAUGAGGACAUGAAGAAGAACCCAAAGCAUGAAGUUCAGAAGCUAACAGAAUUUAUUGAGAAGAAACUAGAUGACAAAGUUCUAGAUAAAAUUGUCCAUUACACUUCAUUUGAUGUUAUGAAACAGAAUUCAAUGGCAAACUAUUCAUCGAUUCCUGCUGAAAUCAUGGACCACUCCAUUUCUCCAUUCAUGAGAAAAGGGGCAGUGGGAGAUUGGAAGAAACACUUCACCGUGGCUCAGAAUGAGAGAUUUGAUGAAGAUUACAAGAAGAAAAUGGCGGAUACCAGACUAACUUUCCACUUCCAAUUCUAGUAAGGAAGAAAAAGAACUAAAAAUAUUUUAGUUUAUUACCCAGUAUAUUUAGGUAAUAAUGAAAGUUUAAUUCUCACAACAAAUGAUAUCGGAUUCCAGUUAUCAGAAUAGUUUAUUGUGUUUGCUCUUGUUCACUCUACUAAAAAAAAAAUUAAAAAGGCUGGGGGCAAGGUGGUGACAGGCAGCAGGGUGGCAACAUGGAGAGAGGGAAGGUCAAUAAGUCACUAGUUACAAUCCUGAUAUCAUUGCCAAUUAUCAUAUUUACAUUUCCUACAAUCAUGUGCUUAUUAACAUAUUGAAAAUGCUUCAGUCCUCACAUGAUAAUACACUAACAUUUUCAGAUUAAGUUUUGGUUCAAGUUAAUUUUUAAAUGCAUCACUAAUGUGUAAAUAGAGACUGUUCGUUCCAGCAAUUUUUUGGUGGUGAACUGUCAUAUGACUCAGUUUCCUCUUGGAACCCUCCAAGAAAAACUUCAGGGUCCUAGUGUAAUACAUCUGGCCCCAUUUCUCACCAGCCUAUAUAUUUAACUGGACUCACUCUCCCAUCUUCAGCUAAUGCUACAAUCCUGGAGUCACCUUUUGACUCAUCUUUCCCAAUGCCGCCACAAUCCAUUCUCAUCUGUCAGCAAAAUCUGUCAGUUUUAAUCUAUGAAAUCUCUUACAGUAUUUCCAUCUAACCAUUCCUUGUUUUCCUUCUAUUUCUAUAGCCAUCCUUCUGGUUCAGAAACCUUUUACUUCUUGUCUCAACUAAUGUAAUAGCUUCCUAACUCCUUUCUCUCUAUUUCACACAUAUGGUAAGGUUAUUUUCCUUAAAAAGACCCUUAUUAUGUUGUUCCUUAGCUCAAAAUCCUUCAAUGACUGAAUUUUCACUGCCUGGAAGAUAAAUCCCAAGCUUUUAGCUAUGAAUUCAAAAGCAGCUGUAACCAUAAUGACUCCAGCCUUCACUUCCAGCUUCACCUUCCAAACCACCUCCAUAUUCCAGCAAAUUAGCCUACUUACUUGUUCCUAGUCACAUCUUACAGCUUCCUACCCUCCCAGUUUUAUUUAUACCAAGCCUCCUCCUGAAAUUUCCUUUCCUUUCUUUCUACCUACCCAAGACAUAUAACAUGCUUCAAUAACCAGUCCCUUCCUCCUACAAACCCUACAACCUGGAAAGCACUCUUGCUUUUCCGAAGUCCUCUACACUUGGGGUAACUCUUCUGUGAUGAAGAUUAAAGUGUAUUAUGGCAA
Molecule: messenger RNA, 2879 nt
Organism: Macaca mulatta (Rhesus monkey)
Lineage: Eukaryota; Metazoa; Chordata; Mammalia; Primates; Cercopithecidae
Source: RefSeq, a predicted model, not a curated record